GAUUGCUCAUGUCUGGAACUGGUCCGUCCAAUAUUAUCGUUCCCCACAUGGCGUGUAAACUACAGCGGAAGAAAAUCGUAACUGAAGAGCAAAGAAUAUAAGCUACAAACACUUCACACAUCAUAAUCGAAAAUAUGACUUACAUGUAGUUUAAUUAAGUGUAAUAAAGCAUAUUUAAGUAGCAGUCACCAUGGGAACAGAGAAGAGUUUCUGUCCGAGUGAUGAGGAGAUUGAGAAGUGGAUGUCCAGCGCCUUUGACAUGGCGAGAGACGCUCUGCAGAACGGAGAGGUGCCGGUCGGAUGUCUGCUCGUCUACAACCAUGAAGUGGUGGGCAGAGGGAGGAAUGAAGUCAACGAGACCAAAAAUGCCACGCGUCACGCUGAGAUGGUUGCCCUGGAUCAGCUGCAGGACUGGUGUCGCCGCAGUAACCUGGAUGUGAGCGGUGUGUGUGAGCGUACGGCGCUGUACGUCACCGUGGAGCCGUGCAUCAUGUGUGCUGCAGCGCUGCGUCUGUUCAAGCUGCCGGUGGUUGUGUUCGGCUGCAGGAACGACCGGUUCGGAGGCUGUGGAUCCGUGCUGGACAUCUCCUCUGCAGUUUUACCUCAGACAGGAAACACGUUUAAGUGUGUUUCAGGUCACAGAGCAGAAGAAGCUGUGGAUAUGCUGAAGACUUUCUACAAGCAGGAGAAUCCAAACGCCCCGAAGCCCAAAACAAGGAAGGAGUGACUGAGCUGUCCCGCACAAAUCAGCCGUUUUUAUUUUGAAUCUUUUCACCUUUUUUAUCACUUUUAUUAAAUGUCAUUACACAGUAAACACUCCUGUGUGUGUUUCAUACAGACUUCCUCAAACAUUAGUGGCUGUUCUGUCAAUCUGCCAGAAGGGGGGGCAGUGGACCGGCUGCUGUAACUCCAGUUAAACCCCCCCCCCCACACACACACACACACACACACACACACACACUAGAGAGGUGAAAUGAAACGGUUUCAAUGCUAAACAUCGAAAACCUGAGCUUUAUUAACAAAAGCGCUGAGUCAUCUUUUGUGCGUCUUAAUAUUUGUCACCUUUCAUAAAUAAACUGCCAUAAAAACUGUGAAAUGAAUUGCAAUACUUACAAUAAAUAAAACGUUGUAAUAAUAAAUACUCUUGCGCUG
Eleginops maclovinus (Patagonian blennie) is the source of this 1152-nucleotide messenger RNA. RefSeq names its product adenosine deaminase tRNA specific 2 (gene adat2). Lineage: Eukaryota; Metazoa; Chordata; Actinopteri; Perciformes; Eleginopidae. Bases 191 to 727 code for a protein of 178 amino acids. Gene Ontology annotation, cellular component: nucleus; cytoplasm. Gene Ontology annotation, molecular function: zinc ion binding; tRNA-specific adenosine-34 deaminase activity. The transcript is spliced from 6 exons. The record is from RefSeq and is a predicted model, not a curated record. Gene Ontology annotation, biological process: tRNA wobble adenosine to inosine editing.